Molecule: messenger RNA, 180 nt
Organism: Prunus armeniaca (apricot)
Lineage: Eukaryota; Viridiplantae; Streptophyta; Magnoliopsida; Rosales; Rosaceae
Source: the annotation of a GenBank genome assembly
AUGACUUUGAGUUGUAGACAAGGGGUCUCAAGUGCCCAUGACACCGUAGUUCUCACCAAAAGAUGCAAGGAAGAAGAAGGAAGCAAGCAGAAAGUAGCAGGAAGAGUUCCUGCAGUGUUGCUGGUGCUCAGGAGGACGCAUGAGGCACUUGAGGUGACGCAUAAGGCACUUGAGAGGUAG